AAAAGAAAAUUAAAGGGGAGGUAACUCUCAUAACUCUUACUGAAGCCAUGGCGGACCAGACAAACAGUGCGACUUGUGAACACAAUGACAGAGACUAAGGCCGCGUUGACUUCGUCAGGGAAGUUGAGAGGGCCAUCCUAGAAUAAGCAGUCAGAGCAUACAGCGUGCCAGUAUGACAGCACGUCCUGUCCCCAAGGGGAGACAACCAGUGUCCCAGCAGUACCAGUUUGGCCCAUGGACACUGACAAGCACAAAAAGCCACAUACUGGAGUCGGAGGGACCUGAGAGAGAGAAGUUUGAGAGCCAGCUGGAGCUGCCACAGUUGCCGGAGAUGGUAUUUGCAGACAACACGCUCCACCUCCAGCAUCAGGGAGGGUUUGGACUUGCCUUCACAGCCCUGGGGGCCCUCAAGCUAGUGGACGCACACCGAGACCCCCUGAAGGUGGCAGCUGCAGCAGAGUGGCAGAACGCACGAUCAGAAUGUGAGCAUAUCAAGAAUGUAGUAAAGCCGUUCGACUGGACCUACACCACGGGCUACAAGGGGGAGCUGGUUGCCGUGGACAAGCCCAGUCUCAAGGCCACAGCCACCUCAGAGAGAAUAGACUUGGAGAAGCUCAAAGUACGGGAGAAGAUAAUGUUUUACGAUGAUGUCCUCCUCUUCGAGGAUGAGUUGUCAGACAACGGCUCCUCCAUUCUCAGUGUCAAAAUUCGUGUCAUGCCAAGCAGUUUCUUCGUGCUGUUGCGGUUCUUCAUGAGAGUGGACAAUGUGAUGAUCCGGAUCAAUGAUACACGGAUAUACCAUGAGGGAGGUCAGAACUACAUCCUUCGAGAGUUCACAAGCAAGGAUGACAAAGUUGAAAACCUCAAGGUCAGCAAGCACCUGUUCACAGAUCCCAAUGAAAUCAACAAGCACCUGUCAUUGAGGGCAGAAACAUUCGAGAGGUUGGAAUUCCCAGAGGAAGUGACGGCAUGCGAGCCAGACUCCACAGUUGAUACUACAUGACGAUGAACUGUCUGCGCCAUUGUUGUGUGUGUGUGUGUGUCACAUGUAUAUAUAUAUAUAUAUAUAUGUGUAUGUAUAUGGAAUAGAAAUCUUCAAAUCUUUGUUUUGCCGCGUUAGUGUUUCUUUCUUGAACAUGCUGAAUGUUUCAUUUUUAUAACCUACAUACUUUUUCCAUAAAAUGGAAAGUAAACUUGAUGAUGUAUUCCAUGGAUGAAUCUGUCACAGGUGAUUAGAUAUUUCAAAGUGUUAGGCUUACUUCAGAUAAUACAUCUGUGUGUAUGGUAUCCCUUCAUCUUCACAUAUGAUGCAAAGAUGUCAUCCAUACAGCUGUGUUUUUGUAUGCAAAGUAAGUUUAUUGACAACUAUUGCUAUGGGUUUUGCAUCUCUUUCCAAACUUCUACCUACUUUUUAUCCAACUGCCCCCCGCCCAAACAAAGUUUUGCAGGGGGAUAUAGAAACAGGCUCCGUCUUUCUAGAGCAUAAAUCAUAAAGCAUUCCAUGUUUCUUCAUGAAACUUGGUAUGCACAGACAUGCAUAGAACUGGUACCUUUUGCUAUUCAGGAAUUUUUUUCAUUAUAUUUUUUGCAUUUCCAGGGCUAUAAGUUGAAAUAGGUUCAUAUAAAUCUAAGGAAAAUAGCUCAUACACUGUUAAUAUGUCUUUGUGAGACUUUGUAUACACAUAUUAGGCACAUGCUAAAUUGGUGCCUUUUGCUAUGCAUGUGUUUUUCAAGUUUUUAUAGUUUACAUUUCUAAGGCAAUAACAAGUUGGAAUGAGGGAUUCAUUUCGCAGAGCAUAACUCAUCAACCAUUCAGUAUAUUUAUGAAUUUUGUAUAUCAAAUAUCAUACAUCAUUCCACCCAGGUUAAAUUAGGACCACAGCAACCAGUGUUGUUUUGAGAGACAGGCGAGCUGGCUUGGUGAGCUGGCUUGGUGAGCUGGCCUGGUGAGCUGGUUGAGUGUGUGCCGUCACACCCUGCCAGAAUGGGAUGUUCCUCAUGCAGGGUAUAUUCAAAAACAAGCAAACAAAGCAUCAUCUUUUCUUUUUAGCAAUCUAGUUGUGGGGGAGCGGUCGGGUAGCCUAGUGGUUAAAUUGUUCGCUUGUCACACCAAGGCCCUUGUUCGAUUCCCGACAUGGGUACAAUGUGUGAAGCCCAUUUCUGGUGCCCCCAGCUAUGAUAUUGCUGGAAUAUUGCUAAAAGCGGCAUAAAUCAAACUCACUCACUUACUAUUUUGUUAUGGAGUUUUGAAAAUAUUAUAUGCAACAUAUGCUAUGAUAAUUAAAAGGUCAAAAUUAAUAAAUAUUUCAGACCCUUGGAAGGGAUUGAAAGCAUUAAAGAAUAGAAGGAUUCAUUUGGCCAAGUCAACAUUUUAUGAUGUCAGUUGUACUCGCAAAACUUUGUAUUAACAUUGUGUUAUUAAUGAUAUGCUUUUUGUGAUGUUACGCACAUAGCUAAAAGGGUGAGGGAUAUCAAUGACUUUGUCUUCUUGUUUACAUUUAUCCAUUUAAACUCACUCACCCACUCUGAUUGGUUGACUGACAGAGUACAUGGAAUCAGACAAUGAAUCAAGGCUGAAAAAAAUAAUAGUCUUAGUUCUCAGGCACUGCCCGCGUCAUCAGUGAGCCUGCCGCACGUUUUGUUUUUAUUUCCAUUUAAAAAAAAAUCCUAAUACUUAAAACCAAACACACAGUUAACUCCCUUUAGAUGCCCUAUGCUUUACUCUGCAUCCUGUGUUGUGGUAAUGGCGGCAAUAGGAGUUUGAAUGCUUGUUUAUGUAGGGAGGGCCUUUCCUAGGUUGAUGGUACACUGUUUAUUUGGUUACAUACUAGUUUGAACAAGCAAAAAAACAAACAAGUGCCCACUUGCACUAUAUUUUCAAAAGUCAUUGCCUGAGAACCAAUUCUUUUAUUUUUUAAAGCCUAAAGUAUUGUUCAUUACCUGACCUAUUUCUUUCAACCACAUGGGACACAGGUGGCAACGGAAUUCACUGUGCAGAGUUACAUCCCUUGGGCGUGCCAGGAAGCUACACUCAUGGGUUUGAAUCGAAGACUUGACCUGAUUAUUAUAUAGUUUUGUCAGCACCAUAUCUGUGCUGUGUCUUUAGCUUUUCUCCCACAUCAAGCUGACAUGCCCCGAUAUAACUGAAAUACUGUUCAAAGUGGCGCUAAACCAAACUGACUUUAGCCACAUGCUGCUUGCUGGUAAUGUACUCUGAAAGGGUCUGGAGCUUUUUUGGAAUAAAUCACACAAUCAUA
Haliotis rufescens (red abalone) is the source of this 3257-nucleotide messenger RNA. Its product is annotated as TIP41-like protein. Bases 173 to 1003 code for a protein of 276 amino acids. Gene Ontology annotation, biological process: TOR signaling. NCBI's taxonomy places the organism in Eukaryota, Metazoa, Mollusca, Gastropoda, Lepetellida, Haliotidae. The record is from RefSeq and is a predicted model, not a curated record. The transcript has 8 exons. Gene Ontology annotation, cellular component: cytosol.